Messenger RNA from Paramisgurnus dabryanus, 1180 nucleotides. Lineage: Eukaryota; Metazoa; Chordata; Actinopteri; Cypriniformes; Cobitidae. The record is from RefSeq and is a predicted model, not a curated record.
AUGAGGAAGAAACUCUGGAUAGAUCCAGAACUUAACAGGUAUAGGGCCCAUCCUUUUCUGUACGGUACGGCACUCAUCUUUUUAACAUAUCCAACAAGCGUCUUAAUAGAUUGUCAGAUAUCAGAGCAGAUGGAGGACUCACCCAAUGCUUUAUCCCAAGGCAAACCUAAAUGCCCACCUCAAGACCCACCAAAAGGCAUACCUAGAUGCCCACCUCAAAACCCAUCGAAAGGCAUACCUAGAUGCCCACCUGAAGAACAAACGAAAGGCAUGCCCAAAUGCCCACCUCAAGACCCACUGAAAGGCAUACCUAGAUGCCCACCUGAAGACCAAACGAAAGGCAUACCCAAAUGCCCACCUCAAGACCCACCGAAAGGCAUACCUAGAUGCCCACCUGAAGACCAAACGAAAGGAAGACCCAAAUGCCCACCUCAAGACCCACCGAAAGGCAUACCUAGAUGCCCACCUGAAGACCAAACGAAAGGCAUACCCAAAUGCCCACCUCAAGACCCACCGAAAUGCAUACCUAGAUGCCCACCUCAAGACCCACCAAAAGGCAUACCUAAAUGCUCACCUCAAGACCCACCAAAAGGCAUACCCAAAUCCCCACCUCAAGACCCACCAAAAGGCAUACCAAAAUGCCCACCUCAAGACCCACCGAAAGGCAUACCCAAAUACCCACCUCAAGACCCACUGAAAGGCAUACCUAGAUGCCCACCUGAAGACCAAAUUAAAGCUCCACUUCAGUGUAGCCAAGUAAAGAACGUAAAACUGUAAAAAAAAUUCACAGAAACAAAAAAUAAUUUAUCUUCUUUUUUUACUGGGAACCUAAACCCAAACAGUAACACUGAUAUUAUUUAGCCUAGUUAAAAACAGCUUUUUGACUUCUACUAUAAUUAAUAUUUGGAAAAUAAUGUACUUGUUUACUUUAAAAUAACUCAAAUUAAAACCAUGGUACAAACUAUGGUAUAGUGAAUUCUGUGAACAAUCUAUAUAUUUGUACUCCUUUUGGGAAGGUUUCAGCCCAGGAGUUGGACUUAAUUCUGUAGAAAACCUUUUACUGUCUGAAAAUUUUCCAUUGUAACAUUCAAAUGUUAUAUUAAACACUGUAACACUAACUAUUAAACUAAUAAAUCUUACUCAUAUAAAGCAUUCAAGUCAAGACUUCAUGAAUUUUGUU